AUAUUGUUUGAAAAAUUGAAUAUUUAUUAUAAAUUAUUUAUAUCUACAAUUUUAUUUACACAAUAUAUUAUCACAAAAUCUAAUCAAGUCUAACAGCGAAUGAUGAUCCACAAGAACAUCCUUGCUCGGCCAAAGGAUUGUUUACAACUUUGAAUGAAGCCCUUAUUAAUUCUUCUUGAUAAUCUAUUGUAGACCCUUUUACAUAUUCCAAGGAUGUGUCGUCUAUGACUACUUUAGCUCCAUUUUUCUCAAAGUUACUUAUCAUCAUCAUUUAAUUUUGUAUCCAGAUCAAAUGUAUACUGGAAACCUGAGCAUCCUCCCCCUUCAACAGCCACUCUCAAAAAACUGUUUGGAGCGUCUUUGGUAAUUUUCUUUAGCCUAUCUGCACAUCUAUCGGUUAGAAUUAAUUCAGCCUUAAUAUUUUCCAAGGGCUUGACAUUUGCUGCUAUGUUGCGAAUUUGAAGGGGUUUGGUCAGUUGUUUCAUUAUUCGAGGCAAUAAUUGCCUGGAAUUGAACAUUUUUGGAGGAAUAAGGAAACUUUGAAUUUAGAUAAACUUUGGUUGAGCAAGUUCGCUGUGUUUAUUUUUAUUUUUAUUUUGGACUUUUGUGAUGAUGAGGUAAUGAGGUUAUGUUUGUUGUGUUGUUGAACUGAAACUCUUCUUUUUUUAUUCAAAAUAUCGAAUGUUGCUCAGGGAUGUUCCAAACUCCACAAUUGUGCAUAUUGAUGCACACUUUCAAAUUAUAUGUACAGUAUGCACCCCAAUCUCUAGAUAUGCACAUUUUGAUUUCUAGAAUAAAUCUGCCACAAUUUUUAAGUCAAUAAAUAAGAACACAAAAUAUUCUGAAUUUGGGAUUUCAUUCCAGUAAAUUUGUACUGAGUGUAACUAGACUGUACUCUAUACAUACUCCAUACUGUACACUCUACUAACCUGUAUGCCACCAAGAAUGAUACACACUACCACUACAAGAUGGCCUAUCCUCAUAAGGCCUGUGUGAAACAAAUCUCCCCUCUCUCCCCCAAGUCAACUCACCAGUUGUGACGUAGCAGCAUGUUAUUUCUCGCCUUGACGUAGACUGUUUAGACAGCUGACGACUAGACUUGAACACGGAAAUGGUACACCAAUAUGGCGGCGAUUACCAGAAACGAGGCCGAUAAGCAAAAGCAAUCCUGUGGGUGUGUAUCAUCCUUGGUACGCUACUGCCCAGCCGGCCCCAGCUCAGUCCAGCCUGCUCAACAAUCGACAAUGAAAAUACAAAAUAUUAAUUACAUAUUUAUUAGUUGUAUUCCUUUCACACCUAGGAGGAGCUCCGGAAGAGCUCCGGGGCUUCACGCGCUUAUUCCUUUCGAAAAGUUUUGUUGCACCACGCAUCUGUUCCCUGCAAAUCGGGGGCGACUAAACACCGGAGCGAGUAGCUCAAGUGUUUCAAACUCUUGAAAGGAAUACAACUAAUGGCAACCGGCAACAUGGGAAAGCAUUGAAAAACAAGGGGGAUGCACAUUAGUUGUAUUCCUUUCAAGAGUUUGAAACACUCGAGCUACUCGCUCCGGUGUUUAGUAACCCCCGAUUUGCAGGGAACAGAUGUGUGGUGCAACAAACACUAAAGGCCCAUCCUCAAUCAAUUUGGUAGCGAAGUGGCACUUCGGCACGCAUGCUAGGAAAAUGUUGUUUAACGUUGGCAUCCUCAAUUCAAUUCCGUGCUGGCAUGCACGCCGACUCCGAAGUGGAAGCUUGCAAGCUUUUUCGAUGCGUGCCGACUUAUGUCAUGCGCAGUACGGUGAAAAAUAAUUUAGGUUAUCCUUGCGUUCGGCAUCUUGCUCAAAGAGCAGAGCGUGCAGAGCGGAGCCGUAAUCACAUGACCAGCGAGCGCACAGCACAAAUAAAUGCUGUAUCAGAGGUUGUCUAUGAUCGGAGGGCUCGAAAUUUUAUUAAACGAACGUGAAUGAGCCUGCACCGAGUACACUUUUUAAAUAAACGAACGGUAAAUUCAUGCUCGGAGAACUCAGAUCAAAAUACCGAACGCACGGUAUGUGACCGGACUACACGCACAGCAGACUGAAAAUUGACAGCAUUGAGGAUGGGUAUCAAUUUCCCAGCACGCGUUCCAAAGUGCCACUUCGCUAGCAGAUUGAUUGAGGAUGUAGCUUUACCGAAAGGAAUAAGCUCGUGAAGCCCCGGAGCUGUUCCAGAGCUCCUCCUCGAUGUGAAAGAAAUACAACUAUUUUGUGUCAGAUAUGCCCACUUUUAUUAGGCAAUCUCAAUCACGUGAUUUUAUAAUGGCCGUUCGGGUCAAAUAUUGCCGUGACAAGGAUGACAAGCCGGUGACGUUCAUAAGGAGAGCAUUUGUGCACAUUUGUGUUCUGGCCCUUGUUGCUUUCGAAGUGAAUUUUAUAGUCUUUGGUGUUUCUACGUAUUUUUAUUGGUUUUGGCCAUUGUCGUUUUCAUAGUGAAUUUUAUAGUCUUUAGUAUUUCAAUGUAUUUUUUAGUGUUCUGGCCCUUGUUGUUUUCAAAGUGAUAUUGAUAGUGUUUAUAGUGUUUCUACGUAUUUUUUAAUUUAUUAAUAAAUUCUGAGAUGGAGAGUGAAUAUUUUAAGGUAUUAUUAUUAAGGGAAAAUCGAGCCUCUGUUAGAUCCUUUCUUUUAAUUGCAGCAAUCCUUUAAAGCCCUGCGUUGCCAAUGAUUUAAAAUAGCAGGAAUUUCACAUUUUUCCUGUUACCUCGACUUCCACACCCAAUUACGAUGCAAAUCGCUGGAAUUUUUAUUAACACAAUACCUAAACACACAAAAAAAUACAAAAUCCGAUAAUUCAAAUCUGGACGUUUGUCCAGAAUGUGACAGAAUCAAUGACAUACAGAAUAAACAACACAGUGCUUGACCCGAACUUCCAUAUUGAAUUUCGUUUUUGACAGGUCAGUAGAUUGCCUAAUUUACAAAUUCUCUCGGAACAUCCCUGGUCUUGCUAGCUCUACGGAUUUUUAUGUUUUUCCCGCACGAUUCUAAAAUUUAUAUUCGGUUCGCUAAUUGACGUUUUCAAUUAAAAGAGAUGGACGAUAAGUAUGAAAACAUUCAUUUUACCGCCAAAAUUUGCUUGUUUGUCAAUGUCAAUGUGUAUUGUGUGUUUAGCAAUCCCCUCAUUUUUAUUUGAAUCGGUGACUUCACCACAACAAAAAAUCUUUGUUAAGUGAAUGGAAAAUGACAAUGACCGACAUAGAAUGAUGGAUCCAUCGGUAAAAUUUGAUAAUAAAAACGCAGGGUUUGAAAUUGGGAAGAAAAUGUAGGAAAAGGCACUGCUUCAUUCGCAGAACUUCGCUAUGGAGCCGGUGGUGGAUUAUUUUGGAAGCAAACAGCUUCUGCAAACUAAACUUGAACGUGGAUUACUUUGUAUAUUUGAUGGGCUGUGGAUUUCCCUUUCUCUUGCGAGUAUCUUUUCCGGCGGAUUCUGAUUUUGUGUAUCCAAGUUUUGACAAAUGUAGGAUUUAAUGGAAACUUAUGGAAAAACACGUCCGCCGGUGGAUAGGAAUAAAAAGGAAUUAGAUUUAUGGAUAGGCACACUACACACAAUCACCAUUGUUAAGAAAAAACCUUGAAAAACCCGAGGAAAUAAUAGUUUCUUUCAAAAAUCUUGUCUACAAACCAACACGGCUGUCAACCAUUGUUUUCAUACUCUUUUGGCGUCUGACAGUUUGAUGCCAGAGAGAGAGGCUUUUAAAUUGAAAAGGUCAAUUCUAAUUAGUUCUAACUGAGUUUUCCGAGCUUGAAUUUACCGUUCGUUUAUUUAAAAAGUGUACUCGGUGCAGGCUCAUUUGCAUUCGUUUUUUAAAAUUUCUGGCACUCUGUGAUUACGGCUCCGCUCAGCAGGCUCUGCUCUUUGAGCAAAAUACCGAACGCAAGGAAAGAGGGAACCAAAAGUUCUGGCUGUUCGGUUGUACUCUUUGCUCUAGAACACGUGUCAAAGAACUGCUCCGACUUCCAAAAAGAAGAGAUGUCAUACUAUAUAACGUAACCCUACUUUGCUGUUAUCUUAUCAGUGUUAUCAUUAGUUUGUUUUUAUUUACAUACUGUUAUAAAAUCUCAAGUUUUAGUGAAAAUAUGGAAGAAAGUCCUAAAAAACGAGAAUAUUUAAAUAAAAAACAUAAUAACUUACCUAAUAAAACCAUCGCAAAUAAAUGACAUCUUUGCACAAGGUAGUUAUUCACAAAAAUGUUCCAUUUCACCACCCUCCUGCUACUAUCCCUGCUUCUAUUCCUAUAUGGCUUUUUCCCAUUACCUAACAACAUUGGCAAAUUUCCAAACAGCCCCCCCAAUAGCAUAGGAAACAUUGUAUUAAACAAUAAAACGUACAAGCCCCAUUUUCAAAAAACUGUUCUAAUAAUUAUUGAUGCUCUACGAUGGGACUUUGCCACUCCAGCCCUAAUGCCUCUCACAAUGCAAUUGACUGAGAAACAAGGCUGUAUCAAUAAAAUACGUGUCGAAAGCCCAACCGUGACUCUACCAAGAAUUAAGGCACUCACCACUGGAAGUAUUCCGCAGUAUAUUGAUUUAAUUAGGAAUUUGGCUUCGUCGGAAAUUUUGAGUGAUUCUUGGUUGCAUUCGGCAAAAGAUUAUGGAUUAAAGAUAGUGUUUUAUGGAGAUAAUACUUGGGAAAAAUUGUUUCCAAAUUUUUUUAGUAGAUCGGAAGGUACUACUUCGUUUUUUGUAUGGGAUUUUGUUGAAGUUGAUAAUAAUGUAACUAAGAAUGUUAACUGGGAAUUAGAAAGGACUGAUUGGGAUGUUAUGAUAUUGCAUUAUCUGGGUUUGGACCAUAUAGGUCACGUUUUGGGACCAUUUUCCAAUAGAAUGACACCCAAACUGCAAGAAAUGGAUCAAAUAAUUUAUAAAAUUUAUGAAAAAACUAGGCAUAGUAAUACCGUAAUUCUAGUCACUGGUGAUCAUGGUAUGAGAGAUGCAGGAGGUCAUGGAGGUACGUCUUACCCAGAAGUGACUGUACCAUUAAUUACCAUUAACCAUAACUGUAAAUCCUCAGCAUUUCUACAAACAGAUAUCCCUGCAAAUUUAGCCAUAUUAUUAGGAUUAAAUAUACCGUCAACAAGUAUAGGAAAAGUUAAUAAGGAUUUUUUAAAUCAUUUAAAUAUCGAGGAAUAUUUAUAUGCUGUAAGAUACAAUACGGAAAUUUUGUUGAAGAAAAAUAAUUUGUGUGAAAAUAUUUUUGAUAACGCCACAAACUUUCAUGAGAAUUUUUUAAUGAACAAUAAUCCUAUCGAUGCUAAUGAAGCUUUAAAUUUGUAUCAAAAUUGUUCAAAACAAAUUACCGAAGAAUUAUACAGGGCUUCGAGCAAACAAAAUUUGCAUUCACUUAUUUUGGCUGUAAUUUUAAUGUUAAAUAUUUUAUUUUUGGUAAUGCUUAAUUUAUUUAGUUUGAACAAAUUUAAUUUAGAAAUAGUCUUUUUGUAUAGUGUGUUUAUAUUUCAAUUUUUUGAAGUUUUGUUUGGCUUUAUCCUGAUAAUUUUAAUUGUUUUCGCUUUGGUUAAAUUGAAAUUUGUUUUGAAUUAUUUGAAAUUUUUAGUUAGUUUUAAUUUUUUGCAAAUAUUUUUAAUUUUUACAAGCAUUUUGCAACCAAUAACGUUUAUUUCAACAAGUUUUAUCGAGGAAGAACAUUAUUUUUGGAUUUAUGUUAGUGUUACUUUGGUUUUAAUAAUGUUUAUUCAUGAAUUAUCUCAGAUUAAUGUUGCAAUGUUGAAAUCAAUUAAAAAUUUUAAUUUUUUAAAACUAUUAUUGGUGCUCUUAGUCAUAAGAUUUUCAAUGGAUUUAAAUUCUACUACAGAAAAUUCAGUACAAAAUGACAAUAAUUGGGCAAAUAUUUUAAUUAAAGAUGAGAAUUAUUUAUUGCAUCAAACAUUCUUCAUAAUAAAUUUGUUAUCUAUAUUUUUGAUAGUGAAAAGCAAUGAAUGUUCACUAAUAAACAUCUCGUGUAUAAUAAAUUUAACUUCAAUUUUUAUACUAAAAUCUACUCCAUAUCACAAUGCAUUGCUAGGAAAAUUAAUUUGGGGCCAAUUAUUAUUAAAAAAAAUUGUAUCAAAUUUUUCUUGGAGAAAUGUAUGGAUUUUAGUGGCCUGUUUGCUGAUAAAGCCUCACAAUGUUAUCCUAUUACCUUUUGCUGUAUUAUGUGCUGAUAGCCUGAAAAGUAAACUUCAAAAAACUGAAUUUUUGAGUAUUACCUCUUAUAUUUUGUCAAAUUGUUUUUACUUUUUACAAGGCCACAGAAAUUCUCUGGCCAGUGUUGAUAUUUCUAUUGGUUAUACCGGAUUAAAUGAUUAUUAUCCAUUUUUAGUGAUUACGCAAGUUUUGAUACACACUUAUACCUUUCCAGUAUUGUUUCAAUUAAUAUUUGUUCAACAAAUUCCUAGUUAUAACAAGAGGAAAUUGUUUUGGCAAGUCUUGUUAGUUCUAAGGGUUUCUGUUGUAUUAUGCACAAGUAUUGUAAUAAUUUUCUUCAGGCAUCAUUUAUUUGUUUGGUCAGUAUUUGCGCCCAAACUUUUCAUAGAAAGUGUGCACACUGGGUUUUUGUUUAUUGAAAUUUGCCUCUGGUAUUUUUUUAUUUACUUGAAAAAGGUGUUUUGAGAAUAAAUACAGGUUUUUUUGUUUAAAUUGUUUAUUUUUUGUAUGAUAGUUUCCAAUUUUAUUAAUAAUUAGUAGUUUAAAAUAUACAAUCUGACACCAGUGUAUACAAAAAUGGCACAUAAAUGUUUAAUUGGGAAAAAUGAGCAACAUUUAAUUAAAUGCAUGGAAAUUAAUAAUUUUACAAUAAUGGCAAUUUUUGUGUUUAACCUUUGAAACAGGCACAUUCAAUAUGUAUCAAAAAAAUCUCGUUUUCGUAUAAAAUAUUUCGAGCAAUAAAAUUUCCUUAAAAUUAGAUACAAUUAGACCAAAAUCACCUCUUAUAUGACAGGAGUUACCAACAGCGAUUCAGUGAGGAAAUAUUGGGUUUUUGUAACAUAAUUUGGCAUAAAAUUCAGUCAAAAUUGUUCUAGAAAAACUUAAGGGGUUGCCAUCCUAUCAACAUUGACGUGAUACAUCUGAAGGGGUAAAUGAAUUUUUCUGUAGUUUAAAUAAAUAAUAAAGUAAACAAAUUAUCAAUAGACCGAGAGCCAGCCUGCUGUUUCCCCAAAUCUGAUAAUAAACCAAAUUUCUGACAUAGGUCAAUUAAUAUAAUAAAAACUAUGGGACGACUAUAAGAAAGACAUCAAAAGAUGCGACUAACAGCAGGGUGUUCUGAAAAUACUUCAUCUAAGGCAUAAGUAUUUUGCUUUCAAUUCAAAUGUCUUUUUGAUACAAUUUUUGAAUUCUGAAAUUAUGUAAAUUAUGCUGAUUCGUAAAUUAUGAAUAAACUGAACAAGUAAAUCAGCUUAUACUCACUUUUAGAAUACACAGUGAUUGGACAAGAGUUCCCCACUCAAUCAUUUGCAUUAACCAGGUACUUUUUAAUCUUAAAAAAUAAUUUCUUAAUAAAAGCUUACUCCUGAACUGCUACAUUUGACUUUUAUAAAAAGAAACGCUAACGCAGUUCAAAAAAUAAACCAAUCUUUAGGCCUCAUCGUAAGGCAUAAAAUAUUCUUAUUUAUAUAAUUCAUACAAAAAAAAUUGUCAAAUAUUACAUAAAUUGUGUUUCGACACAAAUUGCACUCUAUUAUAAAAUCAUAGAGAUCAUAUUUAAUCAUAAAAAACAAAAAUGGCAAAUCACAUUAUAAAUUUCACAGUCUUACCAACUUAAUAUCUCCCAAUCAAGUUUUCAAUUUGCUGCGUCAGCUGUUUAAAUGUGGGUCUCUCGUGAGGAUCGGCCUCCCAACAAGGCCUCAUCAAGCUGACAUAGAUCGAUUGAGGACAGUGUUCGGGACACGGAAACCUGGCACCACUCUGUAUUGCACUUAAUAAAACUUGCUGUUCCUGUCCUUCCGGCAUUUUGUCAAUGUUACCUAAAGUUGGAGGAUCUUCUCCAAAGUUGAACAUUUCAAAGAGAGUGACUCCGUAGGACCAUACGUCAGAUUUUACUGAGAAUUUUCCUUCGGCUAAACUUUC
This is a messenger RNA of Ceutorhynchus assimilis (cabbage seed weevil), 8070 nucleotides long. The record is from the annotation of a GenBank genome assembly. Lineage: Eukaryota; Metazoa; Arthropoda; Insecta; Coleoptera; Curculionidae.